GCUCAUUCUAACCUCGUUUAAACGCAUUCCGUCGUCUCCGACGGCUCUACAUUUCUCUCCGCGUUUUCUCCGUUAGGUUUCCGUUUCUUCCUUCUUCUUUUUCUCCGCCUCUUUUGCCCGGAUAAUUCUCCUUUCCAUUCAUUCCCGAUUCCUCUUUGUUUUCUUUUCUUUUUUUUUUUUGUUUUUGGACCGAAAUUCUUAAUUCCGUUCUUUGAAUUCGUUUCCAGAUCUGCAUGGUGAAGAACAGUUUCGGUGUUUAAGGCUUUGAUUGGUGUGUUGUUUUAAUUUCAUUUUUUGUUUCUUCGUUCUUGUGAAAUUCUUCUUCUGACCGGAUCGCGGUGGGAUAUUGCAAGUGUAUAGGUGAUCGUGGUAAAUUUGGCGGUGGAAAUAGCUACUCUUUCUGCUUCUUUUGGGGGGGUAGCCGGGGCCUCGGCCUCGGCGGGUUUUAAAGCCCCCACUUGCACAAAACUCUGAAACUUCCAUUACUUUUUCUUAACAACUUCUCUAACUACGACUCUCUUCUUUCUUUAAUUUUUCCAUUUUCUUCUUUUUAUUCAUUUCUUGAUCCGUCGUCGGAGAGAUGCCGGCCCUAGCUUAUUGCGUAGACGCUGCUGUAGCUCCUCCUCCUGGCUACGUUUUUGCUGGGGAUAGCUCUCUUCCGUCGUCGGUUUUAUUUUCCGGCGGACCUCCGGAGACUACCAUCUUUUCCUCUCCUGACUCUCCUCCCACCUCUGAAAACAUGUCAUGGUCUCCUCCUCUUUCGUCCUCUCUUUACAAGAUUGAUGGGUGGGGUGCUCCUUAUUUCUCUGUUAAUGGUUCUGGGAAUAUGGCUGUUCGUCCUUAUGGGACAGCUACUUUACCCCAUCAGGAGAUUGAUUUGCUUAAAAUUGUGAAGAAGGCUUCAGAUCCGAUUUGUUCUGGUGGUCUUGGCUUGCAGCUUCCUCUUAUUGUGAGAUUUCCCGAUGUGCUUAAGAAUCGUCUUGAGUCUCUUCAGUCUGCAUUUGAUUAUGCUAUUCAAUCUCAAGGAUAUGGUUCUCAUUACCAGGGUGUUUAUCCCGUUAAAUGUAACCAGGAUAGGUUUGUUGUUGAAGAUAUUGUGAAAUUCGGAUCUUCUUUCCGUUUUGGGCUUGAAGCUGGGUCGAAACCAGAGCUUCUUCUGGCAAUGAGCUGUUUGUGUAAAGGGAAUUCAGAUGCCUUUUUGGUGUGUAAUGGUUUCAAGGAUGCGGAGUACAUUUCUUUGGCGCUUAUUGCCAGGAAGCUUGCUUUGAACACGGUGAUUGUUAUUGAACAAGAGGAAGAAAUUGAUUUGGUUAUUGAUUUGAGCAAGAGGCUGUUUGUUCGUCCUGUGGUUGGUAUGCGCGCGAAGCUGAGAACCAAACAUUCUGGACAUUUUGGGUCUACCUCUGGCGAGAAAGGAAAGUUUGGUCUUACGACUACCCAGAUCCUUCGGGUGGUUCGGAAGCUUGAACAGGCUGAUAUGCUUGAUUGCCUUCAAUUGCUACAUUUUCACAUUGGAUCCCAGAUCCCUUCUACUGCUUUGCUCGCUGAUGGCGUUGGCGAGGCUGCUCAGAUCUAUUGCGAAUUGGUCCGUCUCGGUGCCAACAUGCGUGUUAUUGACAUUGGAGGUGGUCUGGGUAUUGACUAUGACGGGUCGAAGUCUUCGGACUCUGAGUUAUCUGUUGCUUAUGGACUCGAAGAGUAUGCUGCUGCGGUUGUUGAUGCAGUCCGCUGUGUAUGCGACCGUCGGUCCGUGAAGCACCCAAUAAUUUGCAGUGAAAGUGGCCGAGCAAUCGUCUCUCAUCAUUCCGUUUUGAUAUUUGAGGCUGUCUCUGCUAGCAGCUAUGAGGUCCCAUCCAUGAGCUCACUUGAACUUCAGUAUCUUGUCGAUGGGCUAACCGAUGAGGCUCGUGUAGAUUAUCAGAACCUUUCGGCUGCAGCUUAUAUGGGUGAGUAUAAAACAUGCUUGGUGUAUGCAGAUCAACUGAAACAACGAUGCGUUGAGAAAUUCAAGGAUGGGUGUUUGGGAAUGGAACAACUAGCUGCUGUAGAUGGACUUUGUGCUCUUGUUGCCAAGGCUGUUGGAGAGUUGGACUCUGUUAGAACCUACCAUGUGAACCUCUCUAUUUUCACGUCAAUUCCUGAUUUCUGGGGUAUCGACCAGCUGUUUCCAAUUGUCCCCAUUCAUCGUCUUGAUCAGAGACCAACCGUGAGAGGCGUGCUGUCUGAUCUUACCUGUGACAGUGAUGGUAAGAUUGAUAAGUUUAUUGGUGGUGAGUCGAGUUUGCCGUUGCAUGAGCUGGAAGGCAAUGGCAGUUUGUCAGGUGGAGGAGGUGGGCGAUACUAUCUUGGGAUGUUUCUGGGCGGGGCUUAUGAGGAGGCUCUCGGUGGUGUUCACAACCUGUUUGGUGGCCCGAGUGUGAUUCGGGUGAUGCAGAGUGAUGGACCGCAUAGCUUUGCGGUGACUCGCACUGUGCCUGGGCCAUCAUGUGGGGAUGUCCUCCGAGUGAUGCAGCACGAGCCCGAACUCAUGUUUGAGACCCUCAAGCACCGAGCUGAAGAGUUUGGACAGGAGGAUGACGAUGGUGGUGAGGGCAUAGCUAAUAGCUUGGCCAUGUCCUUUCGCAAUAUGCCUUAUUUGGCGAGUGCGUCUUCCUGCUGCAGUGAGACUGAUUACAAUGGUGCUGUGGAUUCUGGUGCUGGCGAUGCCGAGCAAUGGACUUACUGUUAUGCUUGACAAAGUUUGUUAAGAUUUAGGCGUCCUCCAGCCAUCCCUAAUUAGCUAUUGCAUUUCUUCUCUAGUAGGUCUGUUUUUGUUGUCCUUAUGGGUCCGUCGAUGUAUUUCCAUUAAUUUCCCUUUUCUAUAUUUUGCAAAAA
This is a messenger RNA of Cucumis sativus (cucumber), 2874 nucleotides long. It is a transcript of the gene ADC, whose product is annotated as arginine decarboxylase. Lineage: Eukaryota; Viridiplantae; Streptophyta; Magnoliopsida; Cucurbitales; Cucurbitaceae. Gene Ontology annotation, molecular function: arginine decarboxylase activity. The record is from RefSeq and is marked validated. Gene Ontology annotation, biological process: spermidine biosynthetic process; L-arginine catabolic process.